Messenger RNA from Aethina tumida (small hive beetle), 572 nucleotides. Its product is annotated as endocuticle structural glycoprotein SgAbd-2. The record is from RefSeq and is a predicted model, not a curated record. Bases 71 to 481 code for a protein of 136 amino acids. The transcript has 3 exons. Gene Ontology annotation, cellular component: chitin-based extracellular matrix. Lineage: Eukaryota; Metazoa; Arthropoda; Insecta; Coleoptera; Nitidulidae. Gene Ontology annotation, molecular function: structural constituent of chitin-based larval cuticle.
AAGCGGCGUCAUUAUUUUUAUCAAUUCAAAGUGAAUUUACACACGCUGCAUCCAACAACAAUCUGCAACGAUGAUGAAACUGGUUGUUGCUUGUGCUCUUUUCGCCAUUGCCUUGGCCGAUGUUUCGCACCUCUUGAGGAAACAGCCCCAGCAAUAUUCACCCGGACAGGAGAUCCCGAUCUUGCGUCAGGAGUCCGACAUUACUCCCGAGGGAAGCUACAAAUGGGCUUAUGAAACUGGCAACGGAAUUUCCGCCCAAGAACAAGGCCAAGGAGGAGUCUCCGCUCAAGGAAACUUUGCCUUCACAUCCCUGGAAGGAGUGCCAGUAGCCAUCCAAUACGUGGCUGACGAAAACGGUUUCCAACCUUCCGGAGACUCCAUCCCUCAACCACCACCAAUCCCAGAAGCCAUCCUCAAGUCCAUCGCUUGGAACGAGGCUCAUCCAGAAAAACCGGAACCACAGAGCAACAGGAGAUUCUAAAUUAUAAAUAAAUCGUCUCAUUGAUGUUAUUCGUGUGUAAAUAUAUUUUUGUAGGUAAAAUGAAUAGUUAAAUAAAAAUGAUUGCGAUUGA